AAGAAUUUGGAACCUCGAAGCGUGCGCUCACGAUGCGCAGCGCAUGAAACAGUGGCUCAUGCAAGAUCUCCAAGUACCCAAAGAGAACAUCGCGCUUCUCCUCAACCAAGAAGGCACCAAACGUCGUAUUGAAGAUACGUUUAUGAGCCAUCUUGUUAACAAUCCUGCCAUUGCAAAAGGCGACGCGUUGAUUGUAUAUUUUGCUGGCCAUGGAAGCACCUUGCGCGCACCACCAGACUGGUGCGAGGGCAAGCUUGGUAGCGUCCAGGUUUUGUGUCCGUACGACCAUGAUACGAAAGGACCAGAAGGACGUGUAGCAGGCAUAUCUGACCGCUCACUCUUCGCGAUGCUAGCAGAACUCAGCCUCAUCAAAGGUGAUAACAUCACUCUCAUCCUCGACUGCUGUUUCCCCAAGGCACAGCUUGGCUCAAGUGCUAGAGACCGCCGCUUCGUCCGCUAUACGCCCACCUUGAAGGCCACACCCGAAGACUUAUUCUUGGGCUUAUGGCGAGGCGCCGUCGGGCGGAGCUUUAGAGGAGAAUCCGGCUUCUUCCAGGACGACUGCCAGAGUCACGUCCUCCUUGCCGCCUGCCGGCCAGGCGAGAAAGCACUCGAAUGGAAGGAAGGAGGGAAAUUCACCUCAGAGCUUCUGACUGUGAAAGACGUACUCCCUUUCCAUCAGAUGAAAUAUUCUGAUUUAUCAGAGCACCUUGCAAAAGGCUUGACUCACAUUCAGCAGCACCCAGUCUGCGUUGGCAGACGCAAGGACCGAGUUUUCUUGAAUGGUGUCCCCUUCGUUGCUGAUGCCUCCCUUGUUCCCAUCAACGGCGAAAAGGACCGCCUUCGUCUGGAAAUGGGAGCCAUGCAUGGCGUUGUUGAGGGCACCGAAUUCAGCGUUCACGAGCACAAUCGCUUCGGUUCUAUCAAUCCGUCACUUGACAGCUUCCGCGUGUAUGAAGUUCACCCUACGUGGUCACUCGCCAGGCGCAAGAGUAUGAACAAACCUGGGGGUCGUGGUUCAUGGGCACGCAUUACUCGAUGGAAUAGCCGCACUCCUUUCCGAGUUUACGUCAAGAGGACGUGCUCUUCUAUUCUCAGGCGCCUCUUCAUUCGCAACAAGAAUUCGGAAGCAGAACUGGACGGCAUUCCUGUAAAGGAAGGGUUGAAUAUUGUGCAAGUCGAGACAUCUGCUAAGGCGGACAUGUCGGUCGGCGUUCACACCCGAGACGUACGGGUCCAAAAUCUUGAUCACCUCGUUCCUCCCACCGCCCACCCACUUAUACGCAUAGAGAAAGAUAGGUCCAGAUCUGGUGUCAUCCUCAGCGAAGCCGCACGCUUCCACAUGCACCUCCACCGAACCAAUCCCGCCAAACCGUUCCACGAAUCACUGGGCAUGGAAAUCUUCCGGGUCGACCCUCACACCCAGCGACGGGUUGGCCCAAACCUGUUGGUUGAUGGAACGGCUGCAAUAUCCCAUAGUGAGGGUGCACGCUAUGCUGUAGUCCUCCACAAUCACUCAGAUACAGAUCUCUGGCCAUAUUUGGCCUAUAUGGAUUCCAACGGAGUCGACAUCCAGCUACUUUACCACCCUCAGCCAUCGCACCCUACACCACCACUGCGGAAGCGCAGCUAUCUUGACAUAGGCUGCACGGGCAGUGGUAUCACUCCUUUGAAUUUCCCUUUCCCUGAUAACCAACACCAAGAAUCCGCUUUUUUAAAGCUCUUCGUCUCUACUUCGUACACCUCGAUGGGUUUAUUAGAGCAGAGCUCUUCGGCGUAUAGCCGUCCACCCACACCUGUCCCGCCCCCUACUCCCAUAGUGGAAUCGAAAGAUCAACCACAAAACUGGGACACUGCGCUCGUCUGCGUCAUCAUGAGAAGGACAAGGGUAAGGGCGAAGAGCUAAGUAUGAAUCAUAACUCCUUUUGUCCUACAUCACGAAUUGAAAGGUUAUCGGAGCGGGCUUCAAGUUGGCAUGCAGUAUUUAGGUCGUUUAUUAAUUUUUAUAGUGCUACAAACAGGCUAUCUAUGGCUUUAUAUAUCGUAAUAAGUAGUAGUGGAUACGGAAUUUUUGAAGGAA
This is a messenger RNA of Suillus discolor, 2080 nucleotides long. RefSeq lists its product as uncharacterized. The record is from RefSeq and is a predicted model, not a curated record. The coding region runs from base 44 to 1906 and encodes 620 amino acids. Gene Ontology annotation, biological process: proteolysis. The transcript has a single exon. NCBI's taxonomy places the organism in Eukaryota, Fungi, Basidiomycota, Agaricomycetes, Boletales, Suillaceae. Gene Ontology annotation, molecular function: cysteine-type endopeptidase activity.